UACGUCUUCCCACUGUUUCAUUCUCACAGACUUUAGAAAGUCCAGCCACAGAGAAGCUUAAUUAACUCUCCACCAGACAAAACACUUCAGCACUGUUAAGGAUCUCAUCAACCAUGUCUUCAUACUGUUGUUUAAUAUCCUGAAACACAACAAGAAGAACAGCAGUGAUUCAUUUUUUUCCCCAACGUGGCUAAUCCUGGAGGUCCAAACGGUAUAAAAGAGGAAGACGGACAUCUCAGAGUCAGAACAGCCUGAACYAUCUUGAGAUCACGUCACCCUGCAACAUCAACCUCUACGAAGAUCCUCAUUCUCCAAGAUGAGAGACUCGGUCGUUUCCGUCAUCUUUGCCUUGGCACUUUUCUUGGAGUGCUACACACCGUCCAUGGCGAUCCCCAUGGGUAAGAUGGAGGACACAGCCUUGGAGCAAGAUACUCUAGACUCCCUACUGAACGAAGAGGUGGCCGAAAAAAACCCUGAUUCAGUCAGAAGCGGGAGCUCCAAGAUCAUCGUGUUGGCAGACUCAGGCCUGUGGAAGAACCUGAACAAAGGACUUCCUCUCUACAACCUGAAAGCUGCAGCUGCAGGGCUUGACAGAACCCUGGACCGCAGAGAGGCCGACCAGGACCUGAGCCCCAGCAUCUCCAUUGUCAGGAGGGACACCAUGAGGUGCAUGGUGGGAAGGGUGUACCGGCCUUGCUGGGAAGUGUAGAUGUGACCAAUGAGCUCGUCCCAUCUCGUCAUUCAUCUGACAGCCAGAUCUACUAUGCUGCAUCUUGUCCUGCCUCAUCUUGAGUUGUAUGAUAUGAUCUUUCGAGUAUGUAUUAUUGUAUUUAGACAAAUUGA
Molecule: messenger RNA, 843 nt
Organism: Salvelinus sp. IW2-2015
Lineage: Eukaryota; Metazoa; Chordata; Actinopteri; Salmoniformes; Salmonidae
Gene: pmchl
Product: pro-melanin-concentrating hormone, like
Biological process (GO): chemical synaptic transmission; behavior
Molecular function (GO): melanin-concentrating hormone activity; type 1 melanin-concentrating hormone receptor binding
Source: RefSeq, a predicted model, not a curated record